AUGGAUCUCCCACUUCUUCCGGCCCGGAUGUUCGCCGCUGGAGAAGAACCAUCUGGUGAGAGAGUGAAUUCGUACCAUAAGGUGAAGACGACUAACCACAUUCUAACCGCUCUGGAGGAAGAUGAAAAGGAAUUCAUGCGGCGUUCUCCGUUCGGCAAACUUAUUGCGACGGCGGAGAAACCAGCCUUUUCAGAUAGUUUCGGCCAUUAUUGUAUAACCCGACUUUUGAAGGUUACAAAGAGGCAUGAAAUCUGGAUUUUAUUUGCUGGGCGCCCAAUACAAAUUUCGUUGAGGGAAUUUGCUAUUGUUACUAGCCUUCCUUGUGGUAAACUUCCUAAGAAGAGCAAGAACAAAAAGAGAAACCCAGUCCGCGAGAAACCGUACUGGCCCGACCUAUUUGGAAAUCUCAAGGCCUGCAGUGUAGAUCUCGCAACGAAGAUGUUGAAGAAGAAGACCAUUGCUGAUAAGACGUCUCGCCUCAAGUACGCCUGCCUCGCCAUUACCAGAGCUGUGCUUUGUCCAACAAACCACAUAUCUAAAAUCAUCCUUGAACAUGCUGAGCUAAUCAGAGAUUUUGACGAAUUCCUAGCUUAUCCCUGGGCCAGGGUCGGGUUCGAGUUGCCUAUUUCUAGCAUCAAGACAAAGGAUGAGGUUGCGCUCGCGCAGAGCACCGUUGAUGUUAAGGAGUCAGAGGGAAAGGAAGAAGAGCUGGAUAUGGAUGUUCGAUCUGAACCGCAGGAAAUUAGUGGUAAUGCAUCUGACUCGGCCAUUUUGAACGGUUGUGAGAAAGCGAAUGCAAAACAGUCAAGUACCCAAGAUCAUCCCAAGCUUGGUCUGAGCCCUAGCCACGCGAGGGAGCUGGAUGAAGAAGCACAUGCUUCUGUUUUUAGUAUAUUUCCCAUCCCCGACAGCUUGUCAUUUGAAGGUGUUGAUUUUAGUUGGUCAGACGACGAAGAUGAUCCAUCUGUUAACAAUAUGGUGAGAUUGAUUGAUGAAGGAUUCCGGUUUCAGAAAGAUAUGUUCAAGGGCGAGAAGGAUAUCUCGGUACUCGCCAACAAGGUGGAAGAUAUUGGUAAUAGAGUGGACGGUUUGCGUCAAGAUUUUAGCGGUUUAACUGAGGCGAUAAGGUCUACUCUUGGUACCAAGUUGCAAGCAAUGUCACAGAAGAUGAUUUCCAGUAUUAUGUCAUUCUUGGACAAACCACUUUCAGAUGUUGCAAAUGGGCAAGGUGGGACUACUACUGCGAUCAGUAACGCAUUUCAAUGUUUACCUGACGAUCAAGAAAGGGCGGAUACUAAUGCUGCGGCUCGAAAGUAG
This is a messenger RNA of Eutrema salsugineum, 1317 nucleotides long. RefSeq lists its product as uncharacterized. The transcript has 4 exons. Bases 1 to 1317 code for a protein of 438 amino acids. NCBI's taxonomy places the organism in Eukaryota, Viridiplantae, Streptophyta, Magnoliopsida, Brassicales, Brassicaceae. The record is from RefSeq and is a predicted model, not a curated record.